Talaromyces stipitatus ATCC 10500 is the source of this 966-nucleotide messenger RNA. RefSeq lists its product as uncharacterized. Bases 1 to 966 code for a protein of 321 amino acids. The transcript is spliced from 4 exons. The record is from RefSeq and is a predicted model, not a curated record. Lineage: Eukaryota; Fungi; Ascomycota; Eurotiomycetes; Eurotiales; Trichocomaceae.
AUGGCAACCGCCCCCACCGCCAGUACAGAAGAGGUUUACCUGUUCAACCGCAAUGACUUUGAGAGGAAAAGGUUGAAUAAGCAACAUGAAUUGCUUGUGAGCCUCUGCAACGGGAACUUGCUCCAUCCUCAUAUCCCAAAAGCUGCCAUCGGUAGACUCGCAGACAUCGGAACGGGAUCAGGGAUCUGGUUAGACGACGUCGCUGAGAAACUCGAACCCGACCUCGAAGCAACUUCCUCUCUCACAGAACGGGAAUAUGCCGGGUUUGACAUAUCUGCUGCGCAUUUUCCAGCGAAUCCAAGACCUGAUACGUGCUAUAUUGUCCACGACAUUUUAGAGCCGUUCCCAAAUCAGUUCCAUAAUUUCUACGAUGUGGUCAAUGUCAGAUUGAUGGUGUUGGCGCUCAAGAAAUAUGAUAUUCGGGUGGCGGCUAUGAAUGUUGCUGCAUUGUUGAGUAAGUUUUACGCAAUCAAGCCCCGCCCCUAUUCUCCCUCCUCUCUUUGGGAUAGAAGAGUUGCUGGUGCUUUAAUCUAUCCAUCUGAUUCGAUCUUCUUGGAAGAACCUGGUGGUUUCUUCCAAUGGGAAGAGAUCGAGACGCGAGAUCUCUCUUUCAACCCUCCUUCGGAAACCACGACGAAACGUCCGGACUCACAAAUACUCCGUCCAUAUGCAAUUGAGCAGGCCUUCAAAGAGCUGGGGCUGGUAGACGUCAUUGUGGAGGAUUAUAACUCUAUCAACAGACUGGACCUCAUCAAUCAUGUGCGGGAGUGGACAAAGGCAGGCGCAAAGGCUGCAUUAUAUUAUGCUUUACUAAGAGGCCACACUGUCAAAAAUGAGGAAGAAGCAUGGAGCGCGUCUGCUGGACUUUGGGAAGCGUAUGCUGCGGGGAUUGAUGGGGGGAUUGUGCCCAGCUUACCGCUAAAGAUGAUCUUAGGCAGGAAGGUCUCUGUUGGCAGUGCUUCUUAG